AUGCCGUUGUGGUACAAAGAAACUGAAUCAAGUUUCACACAGGGACCAGGCAGGUACCAGCUUAACACUGAGUAUGAAACUUUGCUCAGUGAAAGAGAACCUGUUAAAAUCGCUGUCAGAGAUCUAAAACUUGAAAAUCGGGAAUUAAAAGAAAAGUUAGCACAGUAUGAGAAGAAGGUGUCAGAUUUCGAAGCUGAAAGAGAAAACUUAAAGAUUGAAUCCAGAAACCUGGUUAAUCUUAGAGCUGAGCAUUCUAAACUCAAGGAUGACUUCAGGAACCUCUUUACAGCAAGUGACAGAUUAAAGAAUGAGUACAGAAAUAUGCAAGAAGAAUAUAGAAAUCUUAGAAGUGAAGUUACUCAACUGAAAUUAAGAAAUACUGAGAUCUCUGGAGAAGUUAACACAAAAGUUGAGAUUAUAACCAGUAUGGAAUUAGAAAUUAAUAAGACUAACCAACAUUGUGAAAUGUUAAUUCAAAUGAAUAAGAGUUUAGAUGCAGACAGGCGUUCUUUGAUGGAUCACGUGUCACAACUGUUGACUCAAUAUCACGAACUACUUGCUCAUUCACUAAAAGAUAAACAGCAUUAUCAUGAAGAAGAAAAAAUGUUUGCAGAUAAAGUGAAUGCCUUAUGUCGUCAAAAAGAAAAAUUAGAAGAAAAAAUUAUGGAACAUUACAAAAAGUUGGAUAACUGUACCACAAAAAGACGUGGCUUUGGUGCGUCAUUUGUGAAGAGGGUGCGGAAAGCUGGUACAGAUUUGAUUAAUAAAGUACCAACAAGAAACAACAAACGAAUUGAAGACGCCAGUCGAUCGAAAUCUCAGCUUACAUUGGCUGGAUCGGAAUCGGGUGAAUCAGAUCCUGGUAGCCAAGAGCUAGAAAAAAUAUCGAAAAAUUCUGAUCAAGAUCAAGGUUCUUCAAAUCCCAGUGCGGAAUCCCCCAGACACAGCAUAGAUUCUAGUUUCACAAGAAGGUUCGAUGACAAACUUUUGAAAAAAUCGGAUAACAUUGACAUGAGUGGAUCAAUUCCAAGUUUGGAUUCAACUAGAUUGACCAGUGAAAGUAAUUUUGUGCGGAGGCUUUCUGGAACUUCGAUACACAGCGGCGGAGGUGACGAUGCGCUUAUCAGAGCAUCGUUGAGACGACGACCACAUAAAGCAGUUCCACCUACCCAUAGAAAUAGUUUCCAAGGUCUAGAAGGCGACACGGGACUACCAGCAGCAUCAACACCAACACCAUUUGGCACAGCAGGCACCAGGCGCACGGUGUACGUAGCAGAUGAAGAUGCUAGUGCUAAUCUGAAUACUAAGCCACAAAGUACACCUAUCAAAGAAAACCCAACUUACUUGGUAUACAAUCGAAUUUCGACUGUAAUUGGUGAUGGUGCCUGUCAAAGCAUGAAUGAUCGACCAGCCACAGAUCAACACAGGUCAAUGUCUGAACAUCCGAGAUCUGCAGUAGAAGAGAGCUUGCCGGAAAGAGACGAUCUCAGAAAUGAUAGGAGGUCUAUAAAUCGGAAUGAGAAAACGGAUAACUCGAAAGAAUCGGCAAUUUGGUACGAGUAUGGUUGUGUAUGAGGUAUUUUUUGAAUGUUUAUUGACUAAUUUAGGAUGGAAGUUGGGAAUGUAUUACAGACUGAUGAGAUGCCUUGUAUUUUGAUAUUCGAUAUGAUCGCGCGGUUGGAAUAUUGCAAACAUACUUAAGACAAAUUGGCAAUGUUUUGAUAAUGUGAUAAAAUACUUUUUUUAUUUUAUUUUGAAACCAGUAUUAGUUGGCAUUUACUUUGUUGAUAUGGGUGACAAUAAAUUUCCUGUUUAGCUUUAAAACCUGUAACGUAAACGUCUAUGACACGAAUAUCAGUAAAUAAUAAACAGCAUAGUACGUAAAAUUAGGUUUCAUAGUUUGGAUGCAUCAAUAAUCAUGGUUUAUAAGGCAGCUAAUUAUUUUGAAAUAAUAAAAUUAAGUACAAACUUAAUUUAUUUUCUAUGAAAAAGGUAUGAAUGGUACCUAGACAUGACUAAGAUUUUUGUUUGUUGAUAUUUAUUUUAAACUUUACGCACUGUACAAAACAUUUAGGGCAGCUGUUCUAAAAUAUAAUUGUCUACAAAUAGAAUCACGUAAAUGAAGCCUGUUUUUCUCUCUUUCGGACCAUUUCUUCUUAGUAUAAUUUGUUUACAGUAGUUAGUAGUACUAGCUUAUAUGAUUUACCGGUGUAGUAAAGACUAACAACAUAAUAGCAUAAAGCUUGCUAUUUAACAGUGGAAUAAUUUUAAUGUAAUGUAUGGAUCAAUUUUAUUUUACAGGACCAAAUAAUUUACUAUUUUAGAUUAAAUACAUUUUAUUUACUUUACUUUUUGAGAUUAAUACUCAAACUUAUUUUGAGGCUAUUAAGAUGCAUCAAUAAAAUUUAUGUAAAUCUUUUUUAUUCAUGUAAAUAUAAGUUUAAUUUGUAGUUUGAUUAAUACAAUACCUACACUUUGUGAUGUUUUUCUUAGUUUAUUGCCUUGCCAGUGAUAUCUGUGACUUCUGGAAUACAUAAUAUUAUUGUAUUAUCGUUUCUCAGUGUAUGUAUUUGAUAGGUUAUCUUUCCGUAUACUAUGUACCAAGCUGAAAAUGCCGAAAAUAUGGAAUAUUAUUUUUCUGGAGUAAAUUAUUUUGUACAUAGAAUUUAUAAAUUUAGCGAUGGUUGUGACGAGAAUGGAAUAGGUACUGAAUGCUCUCUUUUUAUAGACUCCUCGUCUAACAUAACAUGUGUAUGUAAUGCAAUGUACCAAAAUGACAAAACCAUUGCUUUUAUAUUACCAUGAUUAUAUUGUUCAAAAUAAUGUAUUCUAUAAAAAUAAUCACAAUAAAGUUAACCAUCAGCUUUUGGUACAUAUUGUAUGAUAUUCUUUACUUAUAUUUUGUGUGUCAAGCACUUAUGUACAAAUAUAUUUUAUUUGUAUGUUAUUAUUGUACAAGUACUUAGUGUACCUAUUUUGUAUGUUUAUCUCUAGUUUCUUUUAAUAAGAAGUUAAUGAUAUUAUUACAGUUACAGUAAUCUUUAUUAAUAUUUCAUUACACAUUUUGUUCCAGUACAAACAAACGUAAUAUGACAGCUUAUGUUGCAUUGUCGUAGGUACUUUGCGAUCAUAAAUAGGUAGAUUAAGUUUAUUGUGUUAACAACUAAAAAAAACUUUGUAAAUCUUUCUCUUAUUCAAUUCAUUAUAAAUUGGAUGAUGUAUAUUUGUUUUUCAUAGAAAUAUACUUAGCAGUGGACCUCUGAAACAGUUAUUAAAUAGCAGCAAGUACAUUAUUGUUGUAGACUAGUGCCUUUUGAUGCCCCAUAAUUUGAUUUAAUCGAAUGUUAAUAAUAUACUUGUUUAUUGGUACUAAAGAUGGUGCUUUUCAUCACUGUGAUGAAAUCAUUGCAGAAAAUUGUUUAAAGUGUGAUUAUAAUAUUUAUUUGAUAAACAGCUUUUGACAAAAAAUGUCUGACUUCCAAAUUAUUUGGUAAUAAUUGAAGUAAAGGCUAUUUUUUCCUAAUUUAGGUGAAGCACAAAAAUGUACUGAUUUAUUUCUCCAUGGACAUACAAUGACUUAUGAUUUUAACUCCAUUUUUUUGAUAUUAUUUGUAAUUUACUUUUAUUAUAGUAAGGUACUUAAUAAAUGCCUCUCACCGAAUUUAUAUUUUAGCACACACAUUUAACUUCUCGAAUACAGUUCUUAUUAAACAU
Messenger RNA from Spodoptera frugiperda (fall armyworm), 3714 nucleotides. Its product is annotated as girdin-like. Gene Ontology annotation, biological process: cytoplasmic microtubule organization; cytoskeleton-dependent intracellular transport. The coding region runs from base 1 to 1575 and encodes 524 amino acids. Gene Ontology annotation, cellular component: centrosome; cytoplasm. The record is from RefSeq and is a predicted model, not a curated record. NCBI's taxonomy places the organism in Eukaryota, Metazoa, Arthropoda, Insecta, Lepidoptera, Noctuidae. Gene Ontology annotation, molecular function: microtubule binding; dynein light intermediate chain binding. The transcript is spliced from 3 exons.